GUGGACUAAAUCCCCAUGCAUUUCUACACAAAAUUGUUGUCAGAAAAUUAUUUUCGUGUUUACUGAUCUUGUGUAGGUCAAAGCUACUGAUCUUGGAUGCCACUUGGCCCGAGGAUGGCGCCGCCGCCGCCGCUCGCCGGCGUGGUGGUGGUCGCCGCCGCGGCCGCUGUCCUGCUCCUCUUGCCGAACGCCGCCGUGUCCCGCACCCUCCUCUCGCUCGACGACUUCGGCGCCGUCGGCGACGGCGUCGCCAACGACACCCAGGCCCUGGUGGACGCCUGGAGCGCCGCCUGCGCGACCGGCGACCGCACCUUCCUCCACGUCCCCGCCGUCAGGACCUACCUCAUCUGGCCGGUCACGCUCGCCGGACCCUGCAGGGAGGAGAUCAAGCUCUUCGUUUCUGGCACCAUCGUCGCGCCGGAGAGCCCCGACGACUGGCCCCACGGCGGCCGCGGCGAAUGGCUCCACUUCCACGGCGUCACCGACCUGGCGGUGACCGGCGGCGGCGUCAUCGACGGCCGCGGCCACCGGUGGUGGGCGCGCGCGUGCAAGACGAAGCACAGCGCGACCCAGAAUUGCACUGCCCAAGCUGCUCCAAAGGCUCUGCACUUCGAGAAUUGCCAGGGUAUCAGCGUGAAGGGGAUCACGCUGCAGAACAGCCAGCAGAGCCACCUGACUUUCACCCGGUGCUCCCACGUCAAGGCGAACUACCUGAGGAUCACCUCGCCGGAGGACAGCCCGGACACCACCGGAGUCCACGUCGUCAGCUCGCGCAAUGUUCAUAUCAUGGAUGACUUGAUCGCCACAGGUCAUGAUUGUGUCUCGAUUGUGGGCAAUUCCACGGAUGUGCGUCUCAGAGCCAUCUCUUGUGGACCUGGUCAUGGCAUAAGCAUUGGAGGCUUAGGCGAGAACAGAAGUUACCACAGAGUAGAAAAGAUCAAGAUGGACACCCUGUUCAUCUCCAACACUGAAAACGGCGUACGCGUCAAGACCAUUCAGGGUGGCUGCGGCACCGCCCGCAAGGUGAAGUUCGGCGACAUCUUGAUGAAGAACGUCAAGAACCCGAUCGUCAUCGACCAGCAGCACUCCUCCAGCAACGAGUUUCCCUGUACAUCCAAGAACGGAAGCUCGGUGACGGUGGGGGAGAUCAGCUACAUGGACAUCACCGGCACGUCGGCGUCGGAGCGGGCGGUGACGUUCGCGUGCAGCGACGCCGCGCCGUGCAGCAGGCUGUCGCUGGAGAACGUCAACAUCACCAUGGCCGGCGGGCGGAACGCGUCCGCCUACUGCCACCAGGCGUUCGGCAGGAGCAUCGGCGUCGUCGUCCCGGACUCGUGCCUCGCCAAGGAGGACUUCCUCCGGCUGCCAGUCGCCACCGCGGCCGGCCACCGGAGUGCCGGAGAAGAUGAUCGGUGAACCUGUGUGAAGACGCUAUGAUAACUUACUCAAAAAAAAAAAGACGCCAUGAUAAAUGAAAAUUUAGGUGAUUGUAUUGUAUACAAGUCUUUUUUACUUGUGUACUCAACCCUAUGAUGAAUGAAAAUUUAGGUGGGGAAGCUCCCCCGAAAAAUUAUUGAGAGACACUUCGCAGUUUAUAUAAAAAAAAAAACUC
Molecule: messenger RNA, 1612 nt
Organism: Oryza brachyantha (malo sina)
Lineage: Eukaryota; Viridiplantae; Streptophyta; Magnoliopsida; Poales; Poaceae
Product: probable polygalacturonase At1g80170
Exons: 9
Coding region: 97-1416 (439 amino acids)
Biological process (GO): carbohydrate metabolic process
Molecular function (GO): polygalacturonase activity
Source: RefSeq, a predicted model, not a curated record